ACAGUACCCAGAUAACCAAAUCUGCAAAAGCAGAGUCCCACACAGCAGAUCCAUGGCCUACUGUGUCCGCAUUGGGCUUGUGUUUUGUAGACGUAAUCUGCUGGACAAAAUUUGACAGCAUAUUGACGGCAGAAAAGCAACAGAUCUGUCGAAUGCGGUCUCUGUGCGGAACGCGAGCUUGGUGUGGACACAGUAAACUGUGGAUUUGUUGUGGGAUUCUGCUUUUGCAGGUUUGGUUAUCUGGGUACUUAAGAUGAUCUUAAAUAUAAGACCCGACUAUGAAUACCGGCCUAAAUGCACCCAUUUGAUCGGUCUCCAAUUAUUCCCAGGGGGUCUAUUACGGUUCUUAGGUGAGUUCACUCACUUUUCACAUUUCCAGCACUCUCUCCACUGAUUGGUGUAUACUUUUAGAACUAACAAUAUACACCAAUCACUGUAGCUCACUUUUCACAUUUUCACAGUGAGUGAUCUCACCUAAGAACUGUAAUAGACCCCCUGGUUCCACAACUGAGGGUGCCGUCACAUGCGGCGUAACUUGCGAAAUGCGCAAUUUAUGUCGACCAAUCACAUCGUUGUAGAGCACGUUAAAGCUAGAGUCCUAUAAUCAGGGAAGCGCGAACUCAACCCCCACUUUGCCACCCGCCGCCAUCUUGGGAUCGACAGCCGCGUGCGUUGCGUAUAUGUGUGUACUUACCGUGUGCAUUUAUUUACAGUCGGAUCUUUCAUUUAGCAUAGCCACGGGACCAAAUAUGAUAAAUGAGAGGUUCGUGUUGUUCGUGUUAGCGUCGCCCAAAACAGGGCCGUACGUACAUGUCGUCAGAUCCAGUUUCAAACUGUGGAGGUUAGAAUGUGAUUCUUGCAUUGGCAAGUACAUAUAAACGGACCUGAUGCGGACGACUGCGCAUCGAGUACACGCAGCGACUGUGAUCACGUGGUAUACUAAAACGGAUUGGUAUCACAUAGAGUCCUAUAAUCAGAGAGACGCGACCUUGUUCCUACUUUCUGAUUGGUGCCGCCAUGUUGAGCUCGCAAGGUUCACGUGACCCAUGUGUCGUGUUGUAAAUAAAUGCACAUUUGUAAUCACGAUGGUGAGGUACUGUGCAGCUAAAGGGUGUAACGUAAAAGAAAAACAAGGUAUAAUGUUAUUUCGAUUUCCCAAAGAACCAGAAAGACGUGCGAAAUGGAUUACAAUAGUAAACCGUGUGAAUUGGCAACCUUAUUCAAAUAGCACACUUUGCGAACUUCAUUUUGGCGAAGAUCAGUGGGAGCAGACGAGAGUCGAUGGUUCAAGAAAAUUACGGUAUUCAGCUAUUCCAUCACUAUUACUUUCAAAAGAAAACUCUUCGCCUGUCCCGUCCGUCUCUUUUAUUGAUAAACAUAACUACUGUUCCUUAUCCAGUGCUUCUGCAACUAUCUUUCGUCAAUCACAAAGUCCCUUAAAGGACAUUACUAAUGUAAUACAGUCGUCAGCAUCUUUAUCAGAUUUAAAGACCAUGGAAAAAGAAUUUGUGGAAGAGUCUGUGGAAAAAUCUGUGAAAGAAUCUGUGAUAGAACCUGUGGAAGAAUCUGUAAAAGAAAUUGUGGAUUUGAAACAGCAAUUAGAGUUAAAAGAAAAAGAAUUAGCUGCACUCCAGACAAAACAUAUUUCCAUGCAGAAAAUAGCAGAUAGAGUUUUCAAGAUUUACCACAAUAUCAAGAGGCAAAAUGAAACAAUGAAAACAAAACUUAAAAGACUUCAAUGUUCCUAUUGUCGCAGUUCUAAAUUAUUCGCUCCAAAAUUGCAUGAAGAUCAAUUGAAGGCUUUAUGUUCAAACACUACUAGAGGAAGAAAAUGGAGCAUUCAAAGCAUUACAGAUGGAUUAAUUUACAAGAUGAAAUGGGGCACACAAGGUUACUCGGACUUCGUUAAGAAAUAUCCUAUUUUUCCUUCAGUUAGAACACUUCAAGAAGCAGUUGAACAUAUGAAGUUUGAGUCAGGUAUUCUGGAAGAAGUAUUUGACGUAAUUCAGUGUCAAAUUCCACAUAUGACACUUCAUGAAAUACACUGCGUGGUAGUAUUGGAUGAAAUGGCUAUUAAGCCUGGUGAGAUGUAUGACUCUUCCACUAAAAGAAUCAUCGGAUUAUGUACGUUUCCUGGGCACAUCGGUCUUGCAAAGAAAGCAUUAGUCAUUGCAUUAGCAGGAAUCACUACUCGGUGGAAGUAUGCUGUAGCAUAUUAUUUAACAAACAAGGUUGAUUCUGAAGCAAAACAAACAAACUGUAAUUUUACAGGAAAUGCAUUAAAAGACAUAAUCAGUAAAGUCAUUGUGAAAGCAGAGAACAUCGGCUUGAAAGUUGCUGCUGUGAUUUCAGAUAUGGGAUCUGACAAUUUAUCUUUAUGGAGGGCUUGUAAUAUUGGAUAUCAAAAUGAUGAAGUGAGGUGCACCAUCCCUCAUCCAGCUCGACUACAAGACAAGUUAUGUAUUAUGCCUGAUCCUGUUCAUUUAUUUAAAAAUAUCCGUUCUAUGUUAGAAAGGCAGAAAGUGAUUUAUUUGCCUGAGUCAAUUUUACACUCUCUAGGUCUCAGUUAUCCUAUUGUAGAAGUUAAAUACUUAGAAGAAUUAAUGCGUCAUGAACAAAAGUUUGAAUUUAAGAUCAGCAAAUUCACAGAAUCCAGCCUUCAGACGAAGAAUAAUCACUUCUCCACGAUGAAAGUUUCUACACCAAGGUCUGUUAUUUGUCAAAGAACAGUAGUUGGCCUCAAUAUUUAUGCAAAGAUCUCAGAAAAUUCAAAAAUUGCUACUACAGCUUUCUUCAUUUCCCUUGUUGAUCGUUGGUUUGCUUUUGUCACUAACAGAAGUUUAAAGCUCGCUCUCAGUAAGAAAAAUGAAGAUAAUUAUAACAAAGCUAUUGAUCAUCUUAAAUUCACAGCCUAUGUAUUCCGAUAUAUGAAGAUUGGCACAAAAGGUCAUUGGAAACCGGUCCAGACAGGACUACUCAUGGUAGUUGAAUGCUUAUUGUUCCUGCAGAAUUAUUUCUUGAAUGAAGUUGGUCUUUCCUUUUUGUUACUAGGCCGCUUUACUCAAGAUUGCCUCGAAAAUCUAUUCUCUCUUCUGCGCUUCAGACAACCUGUUCCCUACGCUCUCCAUUUCAAACAAAAUUUGAAAAUGAUUACUUUGUCACAGUUAUCCAACAACACCAAAAAAAACACAAGCUAUUAUAAUGACGAUGAUACUAAAAAAAUCGAGCAUAAUUUCUUGGAGUUUUCUAAAGCUAUAGGAAUCUCACGACAGCAUGAGAAAGAUUUGAACGCAUUUUUCGAAACAUGUGCCAUUAAAAUCCCACAGGUGUCUGACAAUCAGAUGCACAGCAUUGAUGAAUGGGAGUGGCCAAUAAUAUAUGACAUAGCUGGAUCUGUUGUACGUAGUGUUAAAUGUAUAAACAUAAAAAUUUGCGAUGACUGCUUUAAAAGUGUUCUUUGGAACGGUAAAAAGUAUCAUCCUUAUUCCAUUAUUGUUCAAAUGAGAAGCUAUACAGAGAAUAGUCUUUUGCAUGUGUCAGAUCCCUGUUUUAAAGCCAUCAUGAAGUCUGAAAUUACUUUCCGCCAUCUGAAAGACACACUUACUAAAGCUAAAGAUAUGAACAUUGUGAACUUUGUAGUAAAAGAGCUAGAGUAUGUAUGGGAAGGAGCAAAUAUACCUCUCUGCCAUGAUAUUACUACCAAAAUCCUGAAGAGGUUUAUUACAAUGCGAUUGAAAAUGUAUGGAUUGAAAGAAAGAAAAAAACAUGCUGAAAUGAAUUUUGAACGUGUUUAUAACAGUAAGACUGCAGCCAGGUUUGCUAUCAUUUCCUGAUAUGAUCUCUUAUCUGUGCCAAAUUUAUGACUGGCUAUUUAUUUUAUAAUACAUAUAAACUGUUUAUAAAUUUUAAUUUAUAAUUACAAUUGUUAUAAAUUUACAAUUGUUGAUAAAUUUUUAGGUAAUUUAUAAGCUGUUAACGACUAAUGUAAAACAUAAAAUAAAGAACUUACUAUAAAACAUAAA
This is a messenger RNA of Monomorium pharaonis (pharaoh ant), 4022 nucleotides long. RefSeq lists its product as uncharacterized. NCBI's taxonomy places the organism in Eukaryota, Metazoa, Arthropoda, Insecta, Hymenoptera, Formicidae. The record is from RefSeq and is a predicted model, not a curated record. Bases 1047 to 3833 code for a protein of 928 amino acids. The transcript is spliced from 4 exons.